Messenger RNA from Caenorhabditis auriculariae, 5606 nucleotides. The record is from the annotation of a GenBank genome assembly. Lineage: Eukaryota; Metazoa; Nematoda; Chromadorea; Rhabditida; Rhabditidae.
AUGCAACUGAAGCCGUCUUUGCGUCGGCAACGAUCCAACUCCAUCCACGGCUACAGCGUCUGCCACGAAGGCUCGGCUGAACAAAUUGAUCACCGCGUUCAGUUUUUCGUCGAUGAAGAACACAGUAGGCUAUCAUUUAUCAUGUUGCUCAUGUUAUCCAUAACCAUUCUAUAUCUAUUCGAACUGAGCGGGGUAGUCUGUUGCGAAUUUUCUUGGUUUUGUUACACCUUUUAGGGUCUUGGCCCGUCUGUUUAUUUUUCUAUUCUUUGUUUGUGGCCAGACCUUUGCGUCAUUUUUUUUUUUGCAACAUAAAUUCAAUAUGUUUAAAAGGGCUUCUCGUGGCAAAUGAUGAAAAGUCAUAAUUGGAAGCCUCAAAAUAGUUUCUUGACAGUCUUUUUCAACUUCUUCAACUUGCGGUAGGCUUCACUUUUCAUAAAGUUUUGUAGAAUAAUCUAUUUUCUCACUUCAAAACAUGCCCCUGCUGAAGAGUCAAUUACAUACUGGUUUUUUUUCAAGAGGUGAGAGCACGUGCUACAUCGGGAAACUAUUCGGUGUUGGCAAAACUCCUAGAGGCUGGAAAAGUGUAUUGGCAACAAAGAGGGUGGAAACAAGGGCCGGUCUCAUCCGAAAAUGGGGCUCUUGCCUUGUAUCGAUUAGGGAGGCCUCGAAGAGGGCGCUUAGCUGUUAUUAUUGCAUCUACACCCUCUUCAACCAUUUCCCUUUUGAUCUGUCGCCGCUUUUUUUUCCUCUGUUCUUUUUUGAAAAAAAAAAAGUUGCAUCCAGGUCCUAGUUUAUUCACCACAAUGUUACUUGGCUUUCGCAGACACCGAUUUUCGCCUGGUUUGAAAAGUGUUCAUUAUAGUUUUCAUUUGAAAGAUGAAACUAUUGAAACAUGAAAACAUGAGAACUGUAGAAUUUCUUACUCCUUCAGACGCCCUCAAAAAGCACUAUAAAAUUCGAGAAUUUUUGUUUUUGGAUUUCUCGAGUUACCAAAAGCCGUGAAGAAAAGUGAAAGCUUUAAAGGUGCGUGGAAAAAAAAAAUGAACGGAAAGAUUGAACAAUUUUUUUUUGAUUCGUUUUUCUCACGAGAGUCGAUCUGUUUUUUUAACUCCAAAGAGCUCACCUUGUGAAACGCCUGAAAAAUUAUUUACCAAAGAGUAUAUCGUUUUUUCGAGAAAAAAAACUUUUCGUUUUUUAUCACCAAAACUUUCAAAAAUGGCAAAGAUAUUGAGUCUGAGCUUUGAAGGUGAAGCCGAUGUUUCCGGACUGAUGACGACCCUGCAGGACAAAGUCGGCUCCAUCAUCCAAGGGGGAAUCGUCGAGGGUCAAAGAUUCGCCCUCAGCUCCGAUCUCUGGCGGUACGACUUCGAAACUUUUUUACAAAAAACUGAAUAAAGCCGAAACAAACUUCCGAAACAGCUUGCUUCGGAAAGAUUUCGAAAAAGUUUUGAAGCAGUUGAAAUGGCCCCACUUUAUUCAAGAAAGAAUGAAAAUUUUGCAGAUAUGCGUCGUCGACGUCGCACUGCGAUCUUCUAUUGACGAUGAGGCCUUGCGACGACGACGUGGAGCGGAAAAAAGCCGUAACUUGGCUUGUUCAGCAGGUCUGCUCGAUUAUGGACUGAGUAAGACUGGGGUUUCAGAUCAGGGAGCAUGAGCCGAAUCUUCGCAUCGAAAUUCGGUAUCAUCGGCUUCGCGGCUGUUACGCCUUGUACCUCACCGCAGACUAUAAGAGGUCUAUUUUACUGUAGAUUUUCGAUAUUGAAAGUUAUUGUUUGCAGCUUAUUGAAAGGUGCCGAACUGUGUCAUAUCAAAAAAGCAGUGAAAAUAAAGUUUGGCGGCGGAAUGAGGGAUUUUUGCUUUGAAGAAGCUCAGUGCUUUGCUGGCGUUGAAGGCAAAAACACUUUCCUUUCUCCUAUGGAGCGCACUCUGAUUGGUUUUUUUCAGUUAAAAAAAAAGGAAAUUUCCACAUUUGCAGUCAGACAAAUGGUAGACAUGAUGCGAGCAGGUCCGAAAGGAUGCACACUAGAGCUUCCCUCCAAAAAAGUGGUUUUCACCGAAGGAAAUGCUAUCGGUUGGAUUAUUUCGGUUUCCUAUUGAGUGUAGAGGAUUCAGUGCCCCGUCUCAUGUCGGUCAGUGUUGUGGACAACGUUAUGGCGUUGCACAAUCCGGAGAUCUUGAAGCAUCUCCAGUCGCGAUGGGUUUUCUCGAUGCGUUGGUCCGAAGGCGCUGCAUAAGUCUAUUUUUGGGUUGUAGAAGAACAGCCGGUCGAGUUAAUCAAGGACUAUUUCGGGACGGAAAUCGCCAUGUACUUCGCUUGGUUGGGACAUCUGACAACAGCUCUUUGGUUUCCAGCUCUUUUAGGUUUUUCAAAUAGUUCAUUCUAUUUUUCAAUUAGUUCAUAGUUCAUCAUUUCAGGUUUGAUAAUGUCCAUUUUUGGAGGAUUCAAGUACAAGAAUCUGCCAGAAGAUAAACAAGACUUUUACCAGGUUGAACUUUUUGGUUUUUUUUUUCACACAAAUUUGCAGCUGGCGUCGGAUAUCAGUUUUGUUCUGUUCGCCUUUUUCAACUGCAUCUGGUCGACAGUUUACCUUGAGUGGUGGAAAAGAGUUCAGGCGGAGCUCGCCUUUCGAUGGGGCACCUACGACGAACAGCCUGACUCCUACCUUCAAGACCCUCGGCCAGCCUUUCAGGUCUGUUUUGUCAAGUCCCUCGUAGGAAGUUUCUUUUUCACGGAAGAAAAUGUUUUCAUGAUGAUUUUGACGUCAAUCAAUUUCGAGACUUGGACUUGCAAGGGGCAAAAUUAUGAAAUUUAAAGCUUAGAGAGCAGAGAUUUUUUAAACUCUGUAAAGAGUCCUCUAUUGAUUGAAGAUUUUUAUUUUUUUAAAUCUUUUAUUAGGUUCCAAAAAUCGAAACAAAGAAAAUAUUUUGACCGUUAUAACCUACUCUUACCAACUGACCUUUCUUUUUCAUAAAGUUCUUAAUAUUUCUUUCACUCAUGCAGAUUUUAUCGGUUUCAGGGAGACUAUUUGGCUCCUAACCCCGUGUCUGGACGCAUGGAACCAUUCUACCCAUCCUGGAAGCACGCCUUUGUCAGAUACGGUAGAGCUUCUUGAAUUUCGUCAAGUUCUUUCAUUUUCUCAUGGCUUUAGGAAUAACCUACCCGAUCACUUUAUUUUGCGUUGUUUGCAUGUUUCUUGCCAUGCUCGUUGUUUUCACCAUCCAAGACGCCGCCGAUAGGUCUGAUUGCUUCAUUCCAGCGGUUCCAAAUGAAAGUUUCAGCUACUUUGGAGAGAUCCCGGUCUUGGCUUGGAUCUGUUACGUUCCGAUGAUCGUCUACGCGCUGAUGAUCGUGGUCAGCGACAAAAUCUACCGCAGGCUAGCCCUUAUACUCAACGAUUUAGGUUCUUAUUUAUUUUUAUUCGGAGAUUCAAGCUAUUUCUAGAAAAUUAUCGGACAGAAGACGAAUACGAGGACUUUCUGAUCACGAAAAUAGUUCUUUUCCAAUUCGUCACGGCGUUUGGCUCGCUCUUCUACAUUGCUUUCGUGCUUCGUGAUAUGAAACGACUCCAAGAAGUAGUUGGACCAAGAUUGAAAAAUGAAAUUUGCAAUCUUCAGACUCUGGCCACGCUGUUGAUCACUCGGCAAAUAACGCAGAACUUGAUGGAGACGCUGGUUCCUUUUAUGAUCGAGAAGCUGAAGCUGAGCAGUCUCACCUACAAGUGAUGAUCCUCUUCAGAAACCGUGAAACGAGGGAUUUCAGAAUGACCAGGAGCAUGAGCGAUGGAACGUUGCGAAGGCAUGUCGAGAACGUGCGCAGCAAACGACUGAGCAGUCCUGAUGAGGUGAACAAAUUUCUUAUUCAGGAAAAUAAAGAGGAAAUUUUAGUCAAACAACACAUCCACAGCAGCACUUUUCACUCUAGGAACACCCACCGAUGGCGAGAAUUCGCUAAGAAACCGGAAACCAGAUUCAUCAGCACAAAUUUCGGUGAGGCACUUUAGGUUGAAAAAAAAACCAACAUGAUGAACUUAGAAAGCGACAUCUUCCACAGUGAGUGAAGAUUUCGCGAUAAAAACAGAACGUCUUCCAUUGCCAGAGUUCAAGCCUUACACCGAAGGAAGUGAGUUUCAGUCAGAAAGAAAAGAGGAGAAGUCGAGGUUUUCCCAGGUCCCGAACUGACUCAAGCAGAGCUGGAGAGCGUCAUGUCAACAUACACACGUCCCUUGGACGACUUCCUCGAAAUGUUCAUCCAGGUUCACUUUUCGUAGUUACUUUUUUAGAAGACGGUAGAUAAACUCGCGUAUCUUUAGCUCAGAAUAAAUUUUUUUUUCAAUGAUAAUAGUUUAUUUACUGACAUUAUUUAACAGAAAAUAUAAAUGAUCAAGUAAAGGAUGGGCAGCGGAAUAACAAUACACGGGAAUGAGUCAACCCCAACGAGUUGACAGGUACCCGGAAGUAUGACCAUUUUAUAGGAGAUGUUUUCAUAAAAAGCUUCAAUCGGAAGAGUAUUCAAUUUGUUACGAAGAGUUUCUGGGGUAACGUUAAAAUUUAAAUAUGAAGUUAGUUUAUUCCAAAGGGAAUAGUUCUAGAAAAAAAAGUCAUUAGAAAACUGACCAGCUGUCCGUAGUCGAAGUGGACUUCUUUGUAAAAGGGACAGAGAUAAGUAUUCAUUGCGGUCGAGAAAAUAAUCAGAGCCACAGAUGAUUUUAUGAUAUACUAGAGUAAUUUUCAGUUCGGCUACGUUCUUCUGUUCUCACCAGCGUUUCCGCUUGCUGCAUUGUGUGCUCUACUGAACAACCUGAUCGAAAUCCGUGUCGACGCCUUCAAACUCUGCAACACGGUGCAGAGGCCUUUCGGAAGACGUGUCAAAGACAUUGGCGCCUGGCAAAAGGCCAUGGAGGUUUAUAGCCUGAGUUAAAAUCCGAGAUACACACUGAUCUUAGAUUCUUGGAGUCCUGGGUGUCAUGGUUAACUGCGCUCUCAUCGGCCAGUCUGGACUUGUCCAGCGAAUCUGGCCUGACUUGAGCUGGGGAGGACAGGUAACAAUGAUUUCGGUCUAGAGAGACGAUCCGUCAAUUCAUCUCUCAGAUUUUGUUAGUCGUUGUGCUGGAGCACAUAAUUCUUGCUUCGAAAAUGAUAAUCGACCUCGCUGUGCCGGACGUUCCUCACUGGGUCCGCGUCGAGACGGCCAAGCAAGAGCACUACCGAAGAGAAGCGUUCAAGGUGAAUUUUUCAAUGAAAAACGAAGUGAUUUUUAUAAAAACAACUUGUGUAAUAGUUGGAAGUUGAACUUGUCGACAUGUAUCUCAAAAAGAAAAAUUCUGGCAUAUUGAAUGUGUGGCUGAGAGCUCUUUCGAAAUGAAUAUGAGGAAACUUCAGAAAGGAAUCUUCAGAACAAAGUUUUCCUAGACAUCUUCCGAAGGGAGUUAUCUGUUCAGAGGGAGUCACGGCUGCUCAGCGGCAAACAGACGACGGAGACUCAAGUCGUGGCGGCGGUGGCGACUCCAACCGGCGAACCUCUUCGGAGCAAACGGCGGAGCAUCACUCCGAUGGUUCGGCUCUCGAGCUUCAGAGCUCGUCGAGAGGACAACAACUGCAUCGAUUGA